AUGCAGAUGACCAUGCAGAAUGCAGUUCAGGUGUGGUUUGGAGAUGACCUUCCCUUAAGUCCCCGAAGUCCUCUGACUCCCAGACAUGGGCCAGGUUUGGCAGAUGUGUGCCUGUAUGACCAAUGGAUAUCUGUGCGGCAUGAAGCAACUUUGGUGCCUAUGCAAGAAGAUCUGUCAAUCUGGCUCUCUGGCUUGCUGGGAACAGAAGUCAAAGCAGAACAACUGCUAGAAGAACUUGAUAAUGGGGUACUACUCUGCCAACUGGUUGGUGUUCUUCAAAACACAAUUAAAAAAUGUUGUAGCUCAAACAAUUUAAGGAAUUUUCCUAUGAGAAAAGUUCCAUGUAAGAAGGAUGCUCCAUCAGGAUCUUUUUUUGCCAGAGAUAAUACAGCCAACUUUCUUAACUGGUGUAGGGCCAUUGGAGUUGAUGAGACUUAUCUCUUUGAAUCUGAAGGUUUAGUUUUGCACAAGGAUCCAAGACAAGUGUAUCUUUGUUUGUUGGAAAUUGGACGCAUUGUAUCCAGGUAUGGAGUUGAACCUCCUGUACUAGUAAAACUAGAGAAGGAAAUUGAGCUAGAAGAAACACUGCUGAUGACCUCUGGACCACCAUCACCUAUUAGCACAGCAAAGUCAUGUUGUCACCAUGGGGAGCUACAUGAGGCAGUUAAACAUAUAGCAGAAGAUCCUCCCUGCAGUUGUUCCCAUCGAUUUUCAAUUGAAUACUUAUCGGAGGGACGUUAUAGACUGGGAGAUAAAAUACUCUUCAUACGAAUGCUACAUGGCAAACAUGUGAUGGUACGUGUUGGUGGAGGCUGGGACACUCUUCAAGGUUUUCUGCUUAAAUAUGAUCCAUGCCGAGUGCUUCAGUUUGCAACUCUGGAACAAAAAAUCCUGGCGUUUCAGAAAGGGGUCACCAGUGAUAGUGUCCCCAACUCGUCAGCUAGAAUUCAGGAGCCUCCUGUCAUGAAUCCAAUGUCAGCUGUCAAUAUGUUUCAAAAGCAGCCAUCAAAACCCCCUAUUCCUGUUUCAGCUCUUAAGAAGGCUUUAUCUAAAUGUCCUCAGUCCCCUGCCCUGGCAUCACCAAAAGUGCCAGUGCCCCCAUCCUCCACAGCCAAGUCAUUGACAGUCAGGUCCAAAUUACAAGGGUCUUCGGUGACAGGCGUGCAGUCUCCUUUCAAACCAUUAGCUGGCACCUCAAAGAAACUGGAGUCUCCUGCACGCAACUCAUCAGCUUCUGCUCCUUCGCAGCCUGUAGGCAAAAGCUCUUCAUCUGCAGGAAUGAGAACGGCUCUUGUUCACUCUGAAACAUUGCGCAAACGUAUUCGGUCCCCCGAUGCUGCCAAGGUGAAAAUUGCCCUGGCUCAGAGCUCCCUGGCACCAGCACUGCAUCCUGCCCUCUCGUCCUCUAAAAAACAGCCUUCUCGCUUGCCUGGGACAGCUGAAACAAUGGCUUCAAAACAGAAGCAUGUUGCCGCUAAAUGCAAACCUGUAUCUGUCACAAAAAACAAAGCUAAUUCAGUUGCUCCAAGGGCUGCCCGGCCACCUGUUACAAAUCUGCGUGCUGUUGCCAAGUUUGCACAUUCUCAGCAGCUCCUUGCAAAACCUCCUUCUGAAAAUACUAUUCAGACCUCAGGAACUGGGUCUCAGCAUCCUCAGAAAGCUCCACAAACAGCUUCUGACCUGGCGAGGAACCUGAAAACUACUUCAGUCCUAAAACACUCUGCUUCUGCACCUUCCCUUGCAGUUAGCAAAGCAUCAAAGUCACCACCUACACUGGUAUCUACAAGCAAAAACGUAUCAUCAGCUGUCAAUAAGCAGCCAAAUGUCAGUAAACCCCCUCAGCUUGGACCUACUUCAUCCAAACCUCCUGAACGCACUCCCUUAUCUGUUGUGCGGCUUCCUCAAACUUCAGCCAAAGCAGCAGUGACCAAAAAGCCAGCGCAGCCUUCCACAAAAGCUCAGCCUUCAACCAAAAACUUGCAAGCAAAUGAAAGCUUGGUCCCAGCAGCCAAGAAGCCUCUCCCUAAGGGAAAAUCAGCAACGGCGUGUAACAAAGGAACGCCAGGUGUAUCAAAAGGUCCUCUUGUGAAGAGCAGGCAAGAUGAUCACUAUUUUGUUAUGACAGGGAGUAAAAAACCCAGAAAGUAA
Aptenodytes forsteri (emperor penguin) is the source of this 2148-nucleotide messenger RNA. RefSeq names its product growth arrest specific 2 like 3 (gene GAS2L3). The coding region runs from base 1 to 2148 and encodes 715 amino acids. The record is from RefSeq and is a predicted model, not a curated record. Lineage: Eukaryota; Metazoa; Chordata; Aves; Sphenisciformes; Spheniscidae. Gene Ontology annotation, cellular component: actin filament. Gene Ontology annotation, biological process: actin crosslink formation. Gene Ontology annotation, molecular function: cytoskeletal adaptor activity; microtubule binding; actin filament binding. The transcript has 8 exons.